Micromonas pusilla CCMP1545 is the source of this 8478-nucleotide messenger RNA. RefSeq lists its product as uncharacterized. The transcript is spliced from 3 exons. The record is from RefSeq and is a predicted model, not a curated record. The coding region runs from base 1 to 8478 and encodes 2825 amino acids. Lineage: Eukaryota; Viridiplantae; Chlorophyta; Mamiellophyceae; Mamiellales; Mamiellaceae.
AUGCCGCGCGCGCCCGCCGACGACGAGGGGUUCGCGAAGUGGCGCGCGAUUCAGGUGUGGGCGUCCAUCGACUCAGUGGAAGCCGCCGCGGACCGGGGAGGAGGAGAGGGAGCGGCGCGAACGAGGAAAGCCACCCCUCCCUCGUCGCCGCCCAAGGACCAGGACGGCGAAAUCUCCAUCGGCGGCGGCGUCGUGCGCGGCGUCGGCGUCGUGAACGACGACGACGACGACGACGACGACGCGGCUCUGCGCGGACUCCCGGACACGCUCUCCCCGGCGGUGUACCGAGCGCAACGCGCGGAGCCGCCGACGACGGCGGUCAUCGCGGAGAUCCAACCCGCGCUGCUUCGGUCGCACGCCGCGACGCGCUUCCGCGGCGAGGCGACGGCGACGCGCGCGCCGGCGACCGCGCGCGACGCGCGAACCCCGGGCGAGGAGACGGCGGCGGACGGCGACGACGACGCCGCGACGCCGCCGCCGGAGUGGCUGACGCCGCCGCCGGCGGGCGCCGCGCCCGCGAACGCGUCCACGACGCCCGCGUCCGCGACGCCCGCGGGCGACGCCGCGCUCGAGAUCGAGGUCACGCGUCGACGCGAGCGCGAGGCGCGCCGCGCGAUCGACAAGAUGGACGCCGCGAUGCGCAAGCUGCGACGCGAACGCGACGACGCGAGCGAGCGCGCGCUGCGAGAUCGCGCCGCGUUGACGGCGCUCGGCGCCAGGGAACGCGAAGCCGCCGCCGACGCCGUGCGCGCGAAGACGGAGUGCGACGACCUGAGGAAGCGCGCGGACGCCGCGGUGGCGGCCGCGCGCGCGUUCGAGACGCGGCUGAGGGAGCUGACGGAGUCCGCGAGUCGCGAGAGCGGCUCGAAGGCGAAGGCGGUGGAGGAACUAGAGGCGGCGUUGAUCGUCGAAAAAGAAAAAGUCGCCGCGUUGGAAGCGAGCGAAGGGUGGGAGCGCGCGCGGUGCGAAGAGAAGGACGUCGCGCUGCUCCGCGCGAAGACCGCCGCGGAGGAGGACGCGAAGGAGAGGGCGCGAGCGAUCGCCGCGCUGGAAGACGAGGUGCAGGUUUUGCGCGCGCGAGUGUCGGCGGGGGACGCGCGUCGGAAAGAAUUCGACGCGCGAGAGGCGGACGUCGCGCGCGUCAAAGAGGAACUGAAGCGCGCGCAGGGCGGCGUGAGCGGCGUCGUCGCCGCGUCGCUGCGGCGCGCGCGCGCGAUGCUCCGCGGCGCGCUCGGCGAGGGCGCGGCGGCGGCGCAUGACGUCGACGAAUCGGGCGAGAAGGACGCGGAGUCGUCGUCGUCGUCCCCGGAGUCGGAGGCGUCGAAGCUCGUCGCUGUCGUCGAGUCCGCCGCCGACGCGCUCGCCGCGCGCCUCGACGCCGCCGCAUCCGACCGCGAGAUCCUCACGCGGCGCCUCAAGGCUGCGGGCGACUUCGAGCGCGGCGCCGCGGAGCUCCGAGACGCGGUCGUCCGCGCCACGGAGGCGUCCGCGAAGGCGGCAGAGGCGGCGGAGGAGGCGAGGCUCGAACGCGACGCCGCCGUCCGCGCGGCGGACGCGGCGACGACGCGCGCGAAGGACGCGGUCGACGCCGCGCGACGCGAGCGCGCCAAGGCGUGCGAGAUCGAGGCGCGCGCGGAGGCGACCGAGGACGCGCGGACCGCCGCGAUCCAAGCCGCGGAGGCGCGCGCGGACGCCGCGGAGGCGAAGGCCGCGGCGGCGACGCGCGAGGCGAAGACUUCGGAACGCGGCGCAAAGGCUGAGGCGAAGGCGGCGGCGAAGGCGCGAGCGAUCGCGGAGGAGGAGCGCGACGCCGCGCGGAGGGAGCGCGACGCGGCGGUGAAACGCGCGCUCGCGAGUGAGGCUGCGACCGCGGCGGCGACCGCGGAGGCGGGCGCGAAGGAAGCCGCCGCGUUGGCCGCGACGAGCGCCGGCGAGGAGCUCACGACGCUCGUCGCCAAGUACUCGAAGGAUACGAAAUCGGCUAAAAUGGAGGCGUUACAAGCGUGCGACCGCGCUGCGAACGCGGAAGCGGACGCGGCCGCCGCAAAAGCCGCGGAGCGCGCCGCGGCGGAGCGCGCGACCGCCGCGGAAGCGAGCGCGGCGCUCGCGCGCGAGGAAGCCGCCGCCGCGAGGGAGGACGCCGCGGUGAAGACGGAGCGCAUCAGAGAGCUCCGCGGCGCCGUCGCGGACGCGCUCGGCGCCAGGGCGGACGACGAGAGCAAAGUCCGCGAGCUGGACGACGUCGCGUCCGCGGCGGCGGCGAAGAUCACGGCGUUGCAGUCCGCGGUCAUCGCCGCGGAGACGGCGCGAGACGACGCGCGCGCGCGCUUGAUCGACGCCGCCGCGGGCGCCGACGCCGACGCGAAAAAAAUCGCCGCGUUGGACGCGGAAGUCACGAGCGCGCGGAUCGCGUUGGAGUCGCUCCGCGUCGCCGCGGACGAGGAAAAACGCGCGCGCGUCGUCGCGGAGAAGGUCGCGGUGAGCGCGGAGUCGCGCGUCGCCGCCGCGGAGGAAACGGCUAAAAUGGAGGCGUUACAAGCGACGGCGACGAAGGCGACGCUGGAGGAGACGCGUCGCGCGGCGACGUCGCGAGAGGAGGAGAGCAGAGCCGCGUUCGCCGCGAUUCUGAGCGCGUUGGACUCCGCCGUCGCGGGCGCGUUCGCCGCGCCAGGUGCCGACUUUGACGACGAGAAUCAGGAGGGUGCCGAAGAAGGUGCCGAAGCGUCGACGACGUCCCCGGUCCCGGACUUUGCCGCGCUUCGCCCCGCGUCGCUCGCGCCGCCGACGGGGACGACGCUCGAUCACGGCUUUUUCCUCCGCCGCGCGGAUGACGAAGUCGAAGUCGCGUCCGCCGCCGGCGCCGGCUCUCCCCCGCUCUCCGGGGAUAAAAUCGCGGCCGCGGCGACCGCGCGCGGCGUGUGGGCGGUCUCGCAGCUCGCCGAGCGCGUCCUCGCGAUCGCCGCGGCGAGCGACGCGCGCGGUCGCGUCGCGAGGGCGGCGACGGCGACGGCGAAAGCGGCGGAACGCGCGGAAGCCGCCGCCGCCGCGGCGACCGAGCGUCUCGUCGCCGACGGCGCCGCGCGCGCGGAGACCGCGGAGGCGGCGCGCGCGGAGGCGAUCGACGCCGCGGCGCGCGCGAACGACGCGCUGCGCGCCUCGGAGGCGCGCGUCGACGACCUCGAACGCGCGCUCGACGCGGUGAAGACAGCCGCGCUCGACGCCGCCGCGGAGGCGUCGGCGGCGUCCGAACGCGCGGCGAUGGCGGAGGAGGCGUCCGUCGCGACGCGCGCGGACGCCGCCGCCGCGGAGGCGGUCGCCGCGGAGGCGACGUCCCAGGCGACGGUCGCGGCCGCGGAGGCGACGCGACUCGGCGAGGCGCUGACGGCGGCGCGCGCGGACGCGGCGGCGGCGCGCGCGGAGGCGGAGGCGCACGCGACGAUCGCGCAAAAGGCGCAGGACGAGGCGCUCGCGGCGACGAUCGCGCGGUGCGAUCUCGAGAAGGAUCUCGCCGCGGUCGUCACCGGGCAGCAGACCGCGAUGCGAGCGCUCGAGUCCGCGGUGCGACGCGCGGAGGAGUACGCCAAGGAGGCGGCGACGCUGCGAUGCCGUCUCCCGUUGACGUCGAGUCGCGUCGCCGCGGCGCGUCGCGCGCGAUCCGCCGCGCUCGCGAAGGCGACCGCGACGCGCCGCGAGCUCAUCCGCGCGAAGGAGACGAUCGCGCGCGGGAUCGAAGAGCGCGCGACGCUGCGCCGCUUCGCGGAGAAGGCGGAGGCGAGCGCGGCGAGAGCGGCGACGACGCGGAAGCACGACGCUCUGAAACGCGCGCUCAAGAACAGCGCGGAGCGGCUCGCGAGCUCGGAGAAGGAAGCCGUCGCGACGCUCGCGGCGUCGGAGCGGCGCGUCGAGGUCGCGGAGGCGUCGUCCAAGGCGGCGAGGGAGCGCGCGACGGCGGCGGCGAAGGCGUCGCGAAGGAUGGAGAAGCAGUGCGCCGAGUUGACCGAGGCGAACGCGUCGGCGCGCGCGAGCGCGGCGGCGGCGAACGCGCGCGCGUCGGACCUCGCCGCGAGGCUGAAGGCGGUGGAGGCGGCGCUCGCGGCGGCGGCGAACGCGCGCGGAAGACGAAACGGCGAGGAAGACGAAACGUCGCUUCGCGCCGCGCUCGCCGCCGCGCUCGCCGCGAAAGCCUCCGCGGAGGAAAAGCUCUCCGUGGACGUCAAGCGCCUCGAGGACGAGUUCGUCGCCGCGCUAGCGGCCGCGCGCGCGGCGAACACGGCGAACACGGCGGGCGGCGAGUCGUUCUCGGACGCGAUCGCGUCGUUGGAGUCCGAGCUCGCGGCGUCUCGCACGGAGUGCGAAGCGCUGCGAAGCGCCGCCGACGCCGCCGCCGACGCCGCGCGCGACGCGCGGCUUCGCGAGGAGAAGAUGGAGGCGGCGCUCGUCGCCAACGCGCUGCCGCCGACGCCGCCGGGGGCGCUGUUCAAGCACGACGACUCGCUGUCGCCGGCGCCGGCGACGCCGGACGUCUUGGCGGCGGCGGCGGACACUAGUGUCGGACGACAACACGCGCCGCCGUCGGAAAACGAAGCCGUCGCCUUCGCCGACGCCGUCGCCGCGGCGACGGCGACGUUCCAAGCCGAGGCGACGCGCGCCAAGGCGGAGUCGUCGCGCGCGCGGAAAGACGCGGAGUCGAUCCUCGUCGCGGCCGAGGCGACGCGCGACGAGGCUGUCGCCGCGCGCGACGCCGCCGCGAAGGCGACGGCGGAGCGCGACGCGCUCCGCGAAGAAGUGGCGACGCUCGAGGCGAAGCUCGCCGCCGCCGUCGCGGAGGCGGAGGCGUUCGCGGAAGCCGCGGCGGCGUCGCCCGCGGCGCCCGCGUCGCCCGCGUCGCCGGCGACGGCGCGGCUCGCGAACGACGACGACGACGACGGGAGCGCGCGCGCGUCCGCGAUGAGCGGGUCGAGCGACUCGGACGCGAUCGUCUCCGCGGUGGCGACGGCGCACCCCGCCGUCGACGCGAUUCGACGCGACGGCGGCGGCGGCAGCGGCGGGUCCAGCCGGUCCGCGUCGCCGCCGCCGAUGCCGUCGAUCCCAGAGCAUCGCGCCGCGCUCCCGGCCUCGACCUCGACCUCGACCUCGACCUCCUCCUCCUCCCUCCACGCGCACGCGCACAGCGAGCGCGAGGUGUUGCGGCAGGUGGCGCUCGAGGCUGCGUCCGAGGCGCGCGCGGCGAUCGCGAAGGAGCUCGCCGUCGCGCGCGCCGUUGCGAAGGAGGCGGAGGAGAGAGCCGCGGGGGCGACGACGCGCGCGUCCAAGGCGGAGAAGAUCGCGGAGGACGUGCUCCAGCACGCGGAGGCGGCGGAGCGCGCGUACGAGGCGAAGCUCAGGGACGCGGUCGACGCGAGGCGCGCGCUGGAGGAGGAGCUGAGGGAGACGCGGCGCGAGAAGCCGACGGCGAAAAAGCAAAAGCCGCCGCCGCCGCCGACGACGACGACGUCGACGUCCGUCGCGACGUCCACGCCGCCGCCGUCGCCCGCGGUGACGUCCACGACGCAGACGGAAGCGGAUGCGGAUGCGCCGGCUGCGUCCGAAGCGCCGCGCGAGGCGGCGGCGCUGGCGUUCGACGACGCCGCGCUCGAAGAACUCCGCGCGCGCGCGGACGCCGCGGAGGCGGCGGCGGAGGCGACGCGCGUCGAGCUCGAGACGGCGCGCGAAGAAUGCGCGAGACUGACCGCUCACGGCGCGUCGCUCGAAAAAGCCGCGUGCGCGGCCGCCGCGACCGCGUCCAAGGCGGAAGCGCGUUCCGCGGCGACGGAGACGGAGCUGCGCGCCGCGAUCGACGCCGCGACGUCGAGAGCGGACGGCUUCGAGGCGGCGCUCGCGGAAAAGUCCGCGGAAGACGCCGACGCGCGCGAGACGAUGACGCGCGCGGCGAAGGAGCUCGAGGCGUGCCGCGCGCGAUACCGCGCCGCGGAGGACGCGGCGAACAACGCCGCGGACGCGCGCGUCAUCGCCGCGGAGGAGUCGCGCGCGAUGCGGAGCGCGGCGGCGCAGCAGGCGGCGCGCGCUGACGCCGCGGAGGGGAAAAUUUCCGCGCUCGAGUCCUCCGCGCGCCUCGCCGCCGCCGCGCUCGCGGAGGCGCGCGCGUCCGCGACCGCGGCCGCGACCGCGGCCGCGCGCGCGGAGGAGAAGGCUGUCGCCGCGGAGCAGAGGGCGGCGUCGUCGAGAGCGGCGAUGGACGCGGCCGCGCACGCGAGGGACGACGCGGAGGCUGCCGCGGUUGGCGCCGCCGCCGAGGCGUCGUCGCUGCGGACGCGUCUGGAGCGGACGCUUGAGGAGCUGGAGCGCGUGAAAUCCGACGCCGCCGUCGCGGCGCGCGAGCGCGACGACGUCGCGGGCAGUCCGCGGACGCCGGCGACGACGCGCGGCGGUUCAGGCGGCGGUCGCGCGUCGCCCUUCGGCGUCGACGUCGCGGCGGCGGCGUUGCCGUCGCGGUACACGAACGAGGAGACCGCGGCGAUGACGGAUGAGAUCGUGCGUCGCCGAGUGCGCGAGGCGCAGCUCGAGGCGGACGCCGCGCGGCUGCGCGCGUCCCUAGACGCCGCGGAGGGGGCGCUGCGGGAGACGAGGGAGAAGCUCGCGGACGCCGAGGCGGCGGCGGCGGCGGCGGCGGCGGCCCGCGACGACGACGGCGACGACGACGACGUCGCCGCGCUUCGCAAAGCGCUCGCGGAGAGCCGCGCGACGAGCGAGAACUUCCGCGCGAUGCUCGAAUCCAAGGCGGCCGCGCUCAAGGAGACGGAGCGCCGCGCCGUGAACGCCGCGGAGGCGGCGGCGAAGGCGGCGGCGCUCGCCGCGCGCGGCUCGAACUCGAACGCGAACGACGCGUCGUCAGACGACGACGACGCCGUCGCCGCCGCCGUCGCCGCCGCCGUCGCGACGAAAAUGCGCGACGUCCAGUCCGUGAUCGAGACGUGGAAGACCGUCUGCGCGACGAAGCAGCGCGAGAUCACGGCGGCGACGCGCGAGAGGGACCGCGCGACGAGAGCGCUGGCGACGACGCGCGAAGAAGCGGAGCGCCUCGCCGCCGCGUUUGAAACCUCGGAAGCCGCCGUCGCGACGCUCGAGGCGUCUCUCGCGGACCUGCGCGCGAAGACGCAGAGCGGCGCCGCGACGGACGACGAGCGCGCGCGUCUGGCGUCGGAGUGGAGCGCGCGCGUGGAAGCCGCCGGCGCGAAGCUGGGCAGGGCGGAGGAGGAGGCGCGCGUCGCCGCGGCGGCGCUGGCCAGGGCGCUCGUCGGCGACGGCGACGGCGACGACGGCGACGACGACGACGCGUCGGCGGCGGAGGACGGCGACGCCGAAGAAGACGAAGCGACGCUGACGAAGAAGAAGACGGAGCGUCGUCGUCGCUCGACGAAGAAGGCGAAGGCGAUGCCCCUCGCCGCCGCCGUCGACGCCGCGACCGCGCGCUUAUCCUACCUCUCGCGUCGCCUCGAAGUCAUCGAGGCAGAGAACGCGAGAGCGCUGCGCGCGGACGAGCGCGCCUCCGCGGCGGAGGAGAAGGCGCUCCUCGCCGCGGAGACGCGCGCGGAGGACCUCGCGACGCGACUGCGCGCGGCGUCCGCCGCGCUGACGGAGACGAAAGCGCUCCUCGCGGACGCGGAGGCGAAUCGCGCGACGCUCGCGCUGCGCCUCGACGCCGCGGACGACGGCGUCGAGAAGGCGGAGGCGGCGCGUCGCGCCGUCGAGGAGAAGCUGGCGGCGACGGCGGCGGAGCAGACUUCGACGCAGUCGCGGUCGCUGAUGCUCCACGCGGAGUGCGCGGAGCUUCGCGAGAAGGUGGAACGGCGGAACCGCGAGGUGCGCGAGCUGAACCAGAUGCUCAAGGCGUGGGAGGCGAUGCGGCACUCGAAGGAUAAGCAGAUCGCGCAGCUCGUGGAGCGGUGUAAGCGUUUCGAGGACGACUCGUUCGAGAAGCAACGCAGCGUGGACGCGAUGCGCGCGCGCAUGGGCAGAGAGCGCGUUGGGGGUGGCGGCGGCGGUUCUUCUUCUUCUCCGAGUUUUGGUAACGGCACGCCAGGGAGCGUUUCAGGGAGGGGCCUUUCCAGAGGCAGUCCCGCGGCGUCGAACAGCGCGGCGUCGUCGUUUGCCUUUGAAACCGCGAGGUCAAAAAAACCGGCGGGCGCGCGCGGGUUGAACCUCCUCGAUCGGCGGCCGGGGGCGUCAACCUCGAUCGACAAGGAGAACCCACCCACGCCGGCGUCGGUCGGCAGCGUCAAGACGAUCGCGAGCGGCGGCGGCGGCGAGACGACGCCGGAGAUGAUGGGCGGCGGCGACGGCGGCCGAGAGAAGACGGGGCGCGCGGCGGGUGCGCGCGGAGCGUCCGACGACGCGCCGUCCGCGCGCGCGCUGCGAGCGCUCGGCGACGCGAGCGCGGUGACGCGCGCGGCGACGAGCACCCUCUCCGCGCUGCGAUGA